AUGACCGAUCCCAUCCUAACCCAGAACCCACCGCCACCGCCGCCGCGACAGAAUCCGAAUCCUUCGACGGAGGAUAUGGGGGAGGAAUUCAAUUCCCAACUCCCAAUUCCAUCUCUCGAUCCUCUCUUUUUCAAUCAAAAUUCUGAUCAAAACCACAACUUUGACGUCCCAGAUCUGUCCACUAAUUUCGACGAUAUUUCCGAUUUUGACAUCACCUUUGAUGAUCUAAGUGACCUCUACUUCCCACCAGAGACCGAACAGUUCCUUAUCCCCGACAACAACACAAUCAAUCCGGAUCCGGGUCAACCCGAUAACCCGGAUGUUCAACCUACUCCUUCCGAAGACUGUUUCGGGGAUUUUGCUUCCAAUCCGGUCAAUUUGGAGUCGCCGGAGUCAGGUGGAUCCGGAGUUUGUGGUGAUCAUGGCGGUUUGGAGGUUGAUGAGUAUCUCAAUCAUUCGCCGUCGGAGGCUGGGAGUUGUGAUUCGGAUGGUUCUGAUAAUCGAUGCUCUGAUUUGGGUCCGGUAUCGUCUCAUGGGUCUGGGAAUUCUGGGUCGGGUGUGUUGAAUGCUGGUUCGCCGGAAUCAGGUACGAAUGCUAAUCCAAGUAAUUUUGUUGUUGAACAAAAGCUUGUGAAAGCCGAAACCGAAAGCGCAAAAAACCCUAAAAACGCUAAAACUGCUGUAACGAAGAGGAAAAAAGAAAUUGCUGAUGGAGAAAAUGGAGAGAUUACGCGAAAUUUGAAGUCCCGGAAAGCUGAGAUUGAAUAUGUGAGUGUUAAUGUUAGUGGGAAUGCGUGUUUGAGUGAAGAAGAUGAGAGGAGGAAGGCGAGGUUGAUGAGGAAUCGCGAAAGUGCACAGUUGUCUAGGCAAAGAAAGAAGCAUUAUGUUGAGGAAUUAGAAGAUAAGGUGAGAGCGAUGCAUUCUACGAUAGCUGAAUUGAAUAGUAAAGUUUCGUAUUUUAUGGCUGAAAAUGCUACUUUACGACAACAAAUGAGUGGAAAUGGUGUGUGUCCGCCACCAAUGUAUGCGCCAAUGGCCCCUUAUCCAUGGGUGCCGUGCUCUCCUUAUGUUGUUAAGCCACAAGGGUCUCAAGUGCCACUGGUUCCAAUUCCUAGGUUGAAACCACAACAGGCUGCACCAGCGGUGAAGGCUAGGAAAGGGGAGGGGAAAACUAAGAAGGUUGCUAGUGUUAGUUUGUUUGGUUUGGUGUUUUUUAUUGUGUUGUUUCGCUGGCUGGUUCCAAUGGUGGAUGUUAAGUUUGGAGGAGUCGGAGAGGGUGGGAUUAGUGGGUUUGGUUCUGUUAGUGAGAGGUUUUAUGAUCAGCAUAAAGGAAGGGUUUUGAUUGUUGAUGGGUACACAAAUAGGUCGCAUGAGAAGGUUGGUGUUGGUUAUUCUAAUAAUAGAAUACAUUAUGAGAGAGGUCGUAAUGGCUGUCUGGAGCAUGAUUCUGCGAAUAAAGGAGCUUCCGAGCAUUUACCUGGAUCAGAUGAAUUUGGUAAGUUUGGUAAUGCUAGUGAACAUCUUGUUGCGUCCUUGUAUGUACCCAGAAAUGAUAAGCUUGUGAAGAUAGAUGGAAACUUGAUAAUUCAUUCUGUUCUGGCAAGUGAGAGAGCUAUGGCCUCUCAUGAGAGUCCAGAAGUGAAUAUCACUAAGGAGACGGCACUGGCUAUUCCUGGUGUUGGUAUUAAUAGAGGGAGACAUUCUCAUGUGUAUCGAACUCAUACUGAGCGACAGAAGGCCAUUGCUUCUGGAUCUGCUGACACUUCGAAGGACAAUUUGAAGUCAUCUGCAGCCAAAGGUAAACUGCAGCAAUGGUUCCGUGAAGGCCUUGCAGGACCAUUGUUGAGUUCUGGUAUGUGCACUGAAGUUUUCCAGUUUGAUACCUCACCUGCACCAGGAGCCAUAGUUCCUGCUUCCUCAGUUGCCAAUAUGACAGCAGAGCGCCAACAGAAUAACUCUAGUCGCCUGAAGAAGAGAAAGAAUAGAAGGAUCCUCCACGGCCUCCCAAUUCCUCUUCCGGGGUCUGAUCUCAAUAUUACUGGAGAACAUGUUGGAAGGAACACUAAGAAAGAGAACUUUCAUGGUAAUAAAUCGGUUUCUCCGAUGGUUGUCUCUGUCCUUGUUGAUCCUAGAGAGGCUGGCGACAUUGAUGUUGAUGGCGUGAUCACCCCGAAGUCACUUUCUCGGAUUUUUGUCGUGGUGCUCGUAGACAGCAUAAAGUAUGUAACUUAUUCAUGCGCGCUUCCGAGCACUGGUCCUCACCUGGUGACAACUUGA
Messenger RNA from Dovyalis caffra, 2277 nucleotides. The record is from the annotation of a GenBank genome assembly. Lineage: Eukaryota; Viridiplantae; Streptophyta; Magnoliopsida; Malpighiales; Salicaceae.